AUGGCCAUCAAGGGCAACUCUGGCGAGUACAAGGCGCGGAGCCCGCUGGGCAUGGUGAUCGCCGUCCUGCUGUGCUGCUUCUUCUACGUGCUCGGCGCGUGGCAGCGCAGCGGCUACGGCAAGGGUGACCGCAUCGCGGUGGCGGUGACCCGGCAGACGGCCUGCUCGGGCGCCUCUGCCGCGGGGCUCAGCUUCGAGACGCACCACACCGGCGGCCUGGCCAACGCGACGACGUCCGGCCUUGGCGGCGAGCCGCCGCCACCGUGCACGGCAGCGCUCGCGGACCACACUCCGUGCCACGACCAGGAUCGCGCCAUGAAAUUCCCGCGCAAGAACAUGGUGUAUCGGGAGCGGCACUGCCCGUCGGACGGCGAGCGGCUGCGGUGCCUCGUGCCGGCGCCGCCUGGGUACGUGACGCCGUUCCCGUGGCCCAAGAGCCGCGACUACGUCCCUUACGCCAACGCGCCGUACAAGAGCCUCACCGUUGAGAAGGCCGUCCAGAACUGGGUCCAGUACGAGGGCGCCGUAUUCCGUUUUCCCGGCGGCGGCACCCAGUUCCCCCACGGCGCCGACAAGUACAUCGACCAGCUCGCCUCCAUCGUCCCCUUCGCCGACGGCUCCGUCCGCACCGUCCUCGACACCGGCUGCGGCGUGGCGAGUCUCGGCGCGUACCUGGACUCCCGUGGCGUGAUGGCCAUGUCGUUCGCACCGCGCGACUCGCACGAGGCGCAGGUGCAGUUCGCGCUGGAGCGCGGCGUGCCGGCCUUCAUCGGCGUCCUCGGCUCCGUCAAGCUCCCAUUCCCUCCAAGAUCCUUUGACAUGGCGCACUGCUCCCGGUGCCUCAUCCCGUGGUCCGGCAACGGGGGGAUGUACAUGAUGGAGGUGGACCGGGUGCUCCGGCCGGGCGGGUAUUGGGUGCUCUCCGGCCCGCCGAUCAACUGGAAGGCGAAUCACAGGAAGUGGGAGCGCGCGGAGGAGGACCUGGCCGGCGAGCAGAAGAGGAUUGAGGAGUACGCGCAGAUGCUCUGCUGGGAGAAGGUCACCGAGAUGGACGAGAUUGGCGUGUGGCGGAAGCGGACGGACACGGCAGCGUGCCCGGCCAUGCCGCCGGAGGUCCGGGCCUGCGACCCGGCCAAUCCCGACGACGUCUGGUACAAGAACAUGGAGACGUGCAUCACGCCGUCCACCACUGCCGCCGGAGGAGAACUGCAGCCGUUCCCGGAACGGCUGAAGGCCGUCCCGCCGCGGAUAAGUUCCGGCGCCGUCCAGGGCUUCACCGCGGAGUCGUACGAGGAGGAGAAGCGACGGUGGGAGAGGCAUGUGAAGGCAUACAGGAAGGUCAACUACAAGCUCGACACCAAGCGGUACCGGAACAUCAUGGACAUGAACGCCGGCGUGGGCGGCUUUGCGGCGGCGAUCUUCUCCCCCAUGUCCUGGGUGAUGAACGUGGUGCCCACCACCGCCGAGCUCUCCACCCUCGGCGUCAUCUAUGAGAGGGGUCUCAUCGGCAUCUACCAUGACUGGUGUGAAGCAUUCUCUACCUACCCAAGAACCUAUGACCUCAUCCAUGCCAAUGGAGUAUUCAGCCUCUACAGGGACAAGUGCAAGAUGGAGGACAUCCUGCUGGAGAUGGACCGGAUUUUGCGCCCUGAGGGCACGGUGAUCCUCCGGGAUGACAUCGACGUCCUGCUACGGGUGGACAAGGUGGCGACGGGGAUGCGGUGGAAGACGAUGAUGGCGAACCACGAGGACAGCCCGCACAUCCGAGAGAAGGUGCUCUACGCCGUCAAGCGCUACUGGACCGCCGACAGCGACAAGAGCUCCCAAGAGAAGAAGGAUGAACACUUCUUUUCCAUUUUUUCGAGAUGA
Molecule: messenger RNA, 1869 nt
Organism: Triticum turgidum subsp. durum (durum wheat)
Lineage: Eukaryota; Viridiplantae; Streptophyta; Magnoliopsida; Poales; Poaceae
Source: the annotation of a GenBank genome assembly